Messenger RNA from Pseudomassariella vexata, 799 nucleotides. RefSeq lists its product as uncharacterized. The transcript has 2 exons. Lineage: Eukaryota; Fungi; Ascomycota; Sordariomycetes; Amphisphaeriales; Pseudomassariaceae. The record is from RefSeq and is a predicted model, not a curated record. Bases 37 to 525 code for a protein of 162 amino acids.
ACCAGGGUUGAUCAAUAGCUGAGGCAAUGGGUUUAUAUGUUUCGUGUUUGGCAUCUCUAUCUCGAGUUACUCCAGAGUUCCACAGCAUCAGCACCAAAGCGAAACAUCCCAAACUCGAAAGCUUUUCCACCACAUCCAAACACCAGCCAAUCAACAAUUUACUUUGCUCGACCAACCAGAGCCACCUUCACCCUCAUCGUCAUUAUGCAACCUUCCACAAUGGCCAUGUCCAGACUCGCAGCACAACGCCGCUUCAUGCAGACCGCCUCUAGGGUCACCCCGGCCAAGGCACUGCCCCGAGCUACUACUGCUCAAAUGACACGAUUUUUCCCUGGUGUCGUUGUUGUAGGAGCUGUAUACGGCGUGGUCAGCUAUGUUCGCUCGCAACUUCGCCAUGAAUCCAGCUCCAUGGACCGCAUCUUCGCCCAGCAAAACACGCCUGAGGUCGAGGCAGCGAGGAAACGGGACUUGAAAGUCGAGACGAUGGGCGACCCACGCAAGACCAUGUUGAACCUCCUCGGAUAGAGUGGUCAAACCCUGGAAAAAAUGCAUUCGCGGGGCUACAUCUUAAUUGCCUUUGUCUUUUGGCGUUAUUUGGUUACUGAAGGAGUUGGAAGAUAUCAUUGGAGGGUGGUUCGCUUGCAUAAGACUGUUGAUGGGACUGAGCGCACGGGUUCAUAGGAGCCCGUCACAUCUGGACCAAUCUAUCGGAAGGGCGAGAACAUAUUUAUUGCUGGAGGUGCAUCUGCAUAGUUGUUAAAUAACUACUGGAGAAAUCGUAAAUUUAUAAUUACUCGCA